Messenger RNA from Haplochromis burtoni (Burton's mouthbrooder), 3736 nucleotides. RefSeq names its product potassium channel tetramerisation domain containing 12b. The transcript is spliced from 2 exons. Bases 2682 to 3230 code for a protein of 182 amino acids. The record is from RefSeq and is a predicted model, not a curated record. NCBI's taxonomy places the organism in Eukaryota, Metazoa, Chordata, Actinopteri, Cichliformes, Cichlidae.
UGAAAUGGGCAGUACAAGGAAGGGGGGGAAAGGUUCUGAUUCAUGCACAAAUACUGUAUUUAUAUUAACAGAGUCAUUUUCAGUCACUGGCAUGGUUCAGUAGGAGUUAAUAACUCCAAAUAUUUAGAUGUGGUUCUGCACUGGAGCGUUUUAUGUUGGAUAUAAUUUAGUCUGGACUCCACAGGACUCUGGUGUUAGGCAGCAUAUUGCUGUUGCAUAUUUCAGUGAAGAUGAACAGCAAAUGGAGCCGGGACCGCUCCAUCAACUCAUUUCAUUGGCAGACAGCACUGCCACAUUACCUCCAUAUCCUGUGGUGGCCCACAUAACAGGAGUUGUCCAAUCCAGACUGUUGCGUGAGGCUGCUGCGCAGAAAGCCAGCUGGAGACCAAAGGCCCUCGGGGAAAUUACUGCCAGAUUGCUUGGAAAGAGGCAAAAUUGGACUGCUUAUUUGUCAGUGAAGGGUCUGUGUGGUGGACACAGCCGAAAUUGAAAAGACAGGGAGAGAGAUUAGGUAGCCUGUUGACUACACGAGUCUGUGCUACCUACUGGCGUCUUUAAACUUUGGUGAUUACUCAGUAAGAAAUAUGUUUAAAAGCUGGGAAGUGCAAUUAUAAUUUCAGAUGACAUUUUUUUUCUACGUGACUUUAAUGAUGAUGAAGCCCCAUAACAGUCUAGUCUGUGCAGUGGGAUAAUUUCAACAUACCAGAAAGCUAAGGGUCAAUUCUUUGAAUGCAACAUUUUCUCACUGGUUCAAUAAAAGGAAAGGUUGAUCUGGGCUUUUUAAUAUGGUGUGUUAUUCUGCUAGAAGCAGCCAUCAGAAGAGCGGUACACUCUGGCCACAAAGGGAUGGACAUCAGCAGCAAUGCUCAGGCAGAUUUUGGUUUUUAAUUCAAUUCAAUUCAAUUUUAUUUAUAUAGCGCCAAAUCACAACAAAAGUUGACUCAAGGCGCUUCAAAAUGAUGAUAAAUGAUGCUCAGCUGGAGUGCACACAGUGGACCAGUGUGCAGGGAAACAUCCCUCACACCAUUACCCCACCACCACCACCAGCAGCAGCAGCCUUAAACAUUGAUGCAUGUCAGUAUGGAUUUGUAUUUUCAUGUUGUUUAAACCUAAUUCUGACCCUUCCAUCUGAGUUUGCAAAAUUUGAGAUUCAUCAGAGCAAGCAAGUCUUCUGUUGUCCAAUUCUGGUGAGCAACCUAUAGCUUCAAGUUUCCUGUUCUUAACUGACAGAAGUGGCACUCAGUGUGGUGCACAUGUUCUGUGUUCAGAGAUGCUCUUCUGCAUACGUUGGUUGCAACACUGUAUGUGGAGGAGCUACUUAUGGCUUUCUAUCAGCUCAAAACAGUCUAGAUAUUCUCUCUGACAUCUGGCCUCAACAAGGCAUUCUCACCCAGGGAACAGCUGGAUACUAUCUCAGAGUUUUGAAACCUGCAAAAUGCACUUGUGAUAUUGUAUAGAUGCAUGCCUUUACACUAUAAAAUAGAUGAUUCAGUAAAUACCACAUCUAUUUGUGACCAUGCACUCUGUGUCUUACUUUAGUAAAACCCUGUGUGAUAUGGGCUGCUGGUGGGUUCUAGUUUCAGUUUCAUAGCCGUGCAAGCCGCAUGGUCACAUCACAGUAACUCAGAUCUCAGCUGAGCACAGAGAAGCUUUCCACCUUGCAGAAGAGCAACAGUGAGCCAAACUGUGCUUGUAAAUCAUUGUGCACAGCGAGGUUCAAAUGUGCAGAUUUCUGAGUGAAAAGGUAUUUAGACUACAGCGCACUAUCUCCAAUAACAACCCUUUAUAUCUUUAUAAUCAGAAUUUAAGUUGUUAUCAGUGUUUAGGGAAACUGUUUCUUUUAGAGUGCUCACUAGAUGUCGCUGUUAUCCCACCCCUCUCGCGCAAAGUGACCACACUGAUCACUGCGAGCGGUGCCAAAAAUUAUGGCAUCAAACAAUAUAAGAAUUUUCUAAGAAAGCGGGAGGGUUUGAAUGUGACCCUGGCAAAUAUAAGGUUCGGGCAGUGGUGCAGUUUGGCGUUUAGAUGGCUGUUUAGUCAGGUCUAGCUCACUGAUAAAAACCGACCCAUUAAUAGACCAUUAUAGGACAAUCAUAACCGCGACUCCACUGGGAGAAUCACGGAAAGGUGCUGUCGGCUUGUUCUUGGAAGACUGGGUGUUUUUGAGCUGAAUCACGGCAGAGGCGCGUCACCGUGGGGCGUGGUUAAGCGUAAGAGAUAAACGCCGUGUCCACCGUUACGAUGCAGUUAAGUUACAGUUUGGCACGAGACGACACCGGAGCGGAGAGUCUGAGCAGCUAACUAGCGCGCGUAAAGGGAUGGAGACGAAUGAGAUCUUUUUAAUAACUGUCAUAGCCUCUCACUACAUUUGGAACUUCGUCUUCUUCGCGUGGAUUUUAACAACAAUAGAACCUUUAGAGCCGGACUGCUAUAAAACGCAUUGUUGAAGUUCUGAUCCUGUUUGCGCCAGGACACCCAAACGAGAUUAGACGAAGAGAAGUCGUAAUGAGUAGUUGUGCAAAUGGUGCAUUUUCUGACCAGAGAGCUGGUACGGAAAGCAGAAUUUCAUGCUCAAGCUACACGUCUACCUGCGCGUAAAGGACAUGGACACAACGGCUCCAGUCACCGCUUCCUGAAUCCCUGCGCUAUGUUAUAGGAGUUCAUCAGAUAUUUCCAAGGCAAUGACCUCUGACCCCCCAGCAGUGACUACCACUGAAGCAGUGGCCUCUAAACCCACUGCCGCACCUACACUGUCAGCCACAGCAGAAACCAGCAGCAGUGGCCGAACCCAAAGCCUUCCUGAAACCAGCACCAUCCCAACACUGGACCUCCGAAACCCGCUUGCUCCUCCCCUAACACCUCCCCCACCUCCUCCUCCUCCUGCGCCAGACAUCCCCGACCUUCCACUGCCAUCACCCCCGGUCUUCCCCCUUCCUCUGCCUUCAUCCAAACCUUCUUCGUCAUCCAGUCCUCCUUCUCCUCCAUCGCCGCCUCCCGCUGACAGCCCCCAGCGUCCUACAACGCUCAACCUAAAGACGCUUCCACGUCCCAGCAUCAGGGAGAACGGCUGCCCCCCGCCUGGGCUGGAUGAGGAUGAGGAUGAGAGGAAAAUGCUGGAGGAGGAUCUGAAGAAAUGCAUCGAGGACUUUAAAAAGAUCCGCAUGCCCAAAGUUUUUCCAGAUCGCAAGAGGCACUGGCAAAGGGACUUGCUAAAGAAGUACAAUGCAUAGAGAGCUUUGCUGUGGCAUCAUAAGGAGGAAACCUGACAAGGACUUUAAAACAAUGGCGAGGACAUGCUGCUAGCGCUUUAUAUUUACAUCGCUUUGAUUCUGACUUUGUGAAGAGUGUCAGCAAAAAACCUCUAAUGUAGCUUUUGCAUGUCAACAGAAGUGAACUGCUAAAGUAUAGUUCUCCAGCUGAGCUUGUCUAGCAGACAUGCACUACAUUUGAUGUCUUUACCCAGCAUAGAAAACAUUCACGUCCAGAUUGUGAGUCAUACUUAUGUUUUUCCCACACAAGGUUUUUUUUUUCUUUUGGAAUAGAAAAAAUAUUUGGACUCAUUUUCUUUUCACUCAGUCAAACAAUAUUAAUUGGAGCUUUCUGCCCUUCUCCCUGUACCAUGUCUGCUGAUCAAGCAACUGGAAAAUGUAAGCAAAGUUUGAAAUUUUAGGCGUUUGACCUUAAUGAUGCAAAAAUAAAAGACAGAAGUGAAAUCUCUGGUGCUAAUCAUCUAAAA